Molecule: messenger RNA, 4508 nt
Organism: Oenanthe melanoleuca
Lineage: Eukaryota; Metazoa; Chordata; Aves; Passeriformes; Muscicapidae
Gene: NYAP2
Product: neuronal tyrosine-phosphorylated phosphoinositide-3-kinase adaptor 2
Exons: 6
Coding region: 33-2090 (685 amino acids)
Biological process (GO): neuron projection morphogenesis; phosphatidylinositol 3-kinase/protein kinase B signal transduction
Source: RefSeq, a predicted model, not a curated record
CAGGACCGGCCACCCAGUGCCUCACUGGCACCAUGGCGUCUCACCAAGGCCGAUGGGCCCACACAAAAGUAGGCCUCAGAAAUCGGCCACAGCAACCCCAGUUUUCCAGGAAACGUUGCUUUCCUUUGUUCAUUAUCUCCUGCAAGAUGAUGAGUUCUAAUCAGGAGGAGGUCACUUUGGGCGCUUUUCUCCAGUACAUUGAAGAUAUGGGGAUGAAGGCCUAUGAUGGCUUGGUUAUACAGAAUGCAUCAGACAUUGCUCGAGAGAAUGAUCGCAUGAGGAAUGAAACAAACCUGGCUUACUUGAAAGAAAAGAGUGAAAAACGCCGAAAACAAGAAGAAGCAAUAAAACGCAUAGGUGGAGAAGUAGCAAGAGGAAAUGAAGGCAGCUACGUGGGGAAACAUUUUCGCAUGGGAUUUAUGACAAUGCCUGCUCCUCAGGACAGACUGCCACACCCCUGCUCCAGUGGCUUCACUGUCAGAUCCCAGUCUCUUCACUCAGUUGGAGGAACCGAUGAUGAGAGCAGCAGCUCUCGAAAGCAGCCGCCUCCAAAACCGAAACGAGACCCCAACACCAAACUGAGCACCUCCUCUGAAACAGUCAACACUGGAACAACAAGCAAAAGUGGGAAACUACCUGACAGGACUGAAGUGUCAGCCAAACCAAGACCUCACAGUGAUGAGUACACAAAGAAGAUUCCACCUCCUAAGCCGAAGCGAAACCCAAACACUCAGCUAAGCACAUCUUUUGAUGAAACUUAUAUCAAAAAGCAUGGCCCUAUGAAGACAACCCUCACUAGAGAUGCCUCGCUCUCACAGGUCAGUAGUCCUGCUCCAGACACAGAGGAAGAAGAGCCUGUUUAUAUUGAAAUGGUUGGGAAUAUUCUCAGAGACUUCAAAAAAGACGAGGAUGACCAAAGCGAAGCAGUCUAUGAGGAAAUGAAAUAUCCUAUAUUUGAUGACGUAGGCCAAGAUUCAAAAUGUCAGUGUGAAUAUGACCAUCACACUUGUUCUUCUCAGUGUGCUACUCCCACAGUGCCUGACCUAGAUUUCACCAAGUCUUCAGUGCCAUCUACUCCCAAGGGCUUGCUUUGUGACAUACCCCCACCAUUUCCAAACCUGCUUUCUCAUAGACCUCCACUGCUGGUGUUCCCACCAGCACCAGUGCAGUGUUCCCCAAAUUCUGAUGAGUCUCCUCUAACUCCACUAGAGGUCACAAAGCUUCCCGUCUUAGAAAAUGUGUCUUACAUCAAACAGCAAGCUGGAGCUUCUCCGUCUUCACUGCCACCUCAUACACCAGGCCAUCAAAAACUGGAGAAAGACCAGACAGUAUCUCAUGGAACUAGCACCCCUGGGCACACCUCCUCACCUCCUCAUCCUUCUACCUUAUACAGAACACAGUCUCCACACGGUUAUCCUAAAAGUCACUCUGCCUCACCUUCUCCUGUCAGUAUGGGUAGAUCUCUUACCCCCUUAAGCCUCAAAAGACCUCCACCUUAUGACUCUGUACAUUCAGGAAGUCUCUCAAGAAGCUCUCCAUCAGUGCCUCAUUCUACAGCCAGAAACACAUUGCAAGAAGGAGGAAAGAUGGUCAGUGUCUCAGUCAGCACCUAUGGGUCAUCCUGUCAGAGCAGUUCCCGUUCUCGGACACCCACCAGUCCCCUGGAGGAGCUGACCAGCCUCUUCACCUCAGGACGGAGUCUCCUGAGGAAGUCCUCCAGUGGCAGAAGAUCUAAGGAACCUGCAGAAAAACCGCUAGAUGAGCUGAAGAUCAGAAGUCACAGCACUGAACCACUACCAAAGCUGGAAAACAAAGAAAGAGGACAUCAUGGGACAGCUUCCUCCAGGGAGCCAGGGAAAGCUCAGGAAUGGGAUGGAACUCCAGGCCCCCCUGUGGUGUCCAGCAGGCUCGGGAGAUCCUCUGUCAGCCCAACCAUGCUGGCUGGAGGCAACAGCUCAGAGUCUAAAUCAAGUUGCCGGUUGGGCCGGUCCGCGUCCACGUCGGGAGUGCCUCCUCCGUCUGUGGCGCCGCUCCGGCAGCCCGGCGACCUCCAGCCGAGCCAGGUACCAUCGUUAGCCGAUCGGGAAUGACUCCAUGUGCUGCAACAUGCCAAAUGUCCCCACCUCUCUGUCUGUCAUUUUUACAGUAAAUGGUUUUUUUGGUUUAUGUCUUUAUUUUCUGUGCGUGUGCGUGCAUCUGUGUGUGCGCAUCUCUCAUUGGCAAUGAAAUUCCACUGGCCGCAGCCAGCAGAAUUUUCUUUGCUCUUAAUUCCUUGUAUCUUUUUCUGUCUUCAUUCUGUAAUAUAAAUGUAGUAAAACUGUACUGUAUGUACUGGCUGGGUUUUUUAUUUUUUCAUGUUUUCUGUACUUUUUUACUGUCUUAAAAUUUAUCAAAUUUUGAUAAAUUUAAUCUAUGUUUUUAUGUAAAUUUCUUUUAAAUGUCUUGUCUAGAGCACUUACACCAAUGUUGUCAAUGACUUGUACAUACUUGACUUCUGCCCAGUUGUACUUUAAUAUUUGUGCCAGUCUCACAUUUGGUUGGAGCUUAAUGCAUGAUUGUAUUACACUGUGAUUUAUCACUGUCCUGAAAACUGCUCUUACAGCAAGUGAUUUUGUUUAGUUGAGGCAGCUAGACUCUCUUCAGCUAUAGACCAUGUAAUGCUUACAGGACUAUUAAAUAGUCCACUGUAGUUAUAUUUAUUGUACAUUGUUAGGAAUCAAAAAAAACAAAUCAAAGGAGCAACAUCUCCUUUUAUCUUAAACAGAGAUACUUUUUUGUCCUCUUCAGAAACAAAACUGCCACAUAGGAAAAAAUGAGUGUUUGGGUUUGGCAAAUUUCUCCAGUAGAGAGAAAAUGUAAAAGAAAUAAAGACAUGGGAAACCUAUACUUACCUUUAUUUUAUAUGCUAAUACUGAUACUGUAACAUUUUGUUGCACAGACCUGUAUUAUUAGUUUGACAGAACUCAGAAUUGCUGAGAGUAGCAAUUGAAAGAAGAGGUUUUGCUUAAACAUCAUGUGAAUGGCUUCUGUCAAAGCACUGUGGCACUGCAUCACUGGUGUGUACGUGUGGGAUGUCUGUGCACAAGGAGACAGGAACACAGGUAGAUUUACCUGUACAUGCAUAUAUGUAUGCACACACAGGCACCCUUAUUUUGGUGGAGAACUUUUGACUGGCUUUCAGGGAGUUAGUCCCCAAAAUCCUAUUGAAUAUCACUGAGGUUUGAGUGGAAAUCUCCCUGGGCACUGCUUUGCAAUAAUCACAUAUUUGUGUUUGUAUCUUGGUGAGUUGCUCCAAUAAUGUCUUGACCAAAGCAAAGAUUGCAAGAGUAAGGUUGACUUACUCACUCCAGACAGCCUGCAACUUGUUAGAAAGGUUUUAUUUGGAUAGCCAAGUCUGACAGGUUACAGCUCUGUAACCUGUAUGAACUGGUAUGAUUGCAUUACUUCUGAGCACUGUCAGACAUGAAGACUGAGAGAACCCUGCACAUUUCUAAAGCAUAUUUUACAUAAGCAAAUCAAAUCCAUAAUGGAGAUUCAAAAUGACAUCCCAUUUAAAUAACACAUCAAGUGUUCCUUUAUCUAAGGAAGAAAUUAGGGUAAUUGUACUUCCAAAGGUUUUCAGUGUCCCAGUGUUCAUGUAGUAUAUAUUUUUGAUUAAAUGGGUCUUACAGCACUCAUGAUGCUUUGCUGUUUACUCAGUGGCAAAGGCACCUUGGGUGUUUUGAAGGGAUUUUAGCCUGUCAGUUUAUACUAAGAACUAAACAAUAAGCCUUGAAAGCAGAAGCUGAUGUGAUAGAAGAGAUAAUGAGCCUCUUAGAAGCUGUGGCCAGGGUUCACUGAAACCGUGGAGGGAAAAAUUCACCUCAAUUCAUACAGAAGAAGGGAACAAAGAUGAUAAGAGGAAUUUUCAAGUGACUGUAGGAGGGUGAUCUUGUUAAUUGAAUAAUGUAUGAUAUGGUCAUGACUUCAUGAAAAACAAGAAAAACUAGUACAAGCUUUCUCUCCCUAAGUCUUCCUUUCCAGCUGACAAUCUCUUACUGUCCAUCUAUUAUGUUGCAAUUUACUAUGAUAGCAUAGUUUUUAAAGCUGUGGAUUUGACCCUGAUUUCAGAGGAAUGACAAAAGUCUAAUCUCCAUGGCAGAUACAAACAAUCAUUGCCCUUUCAACACCUAUUCUAUCUUAACGUGCAAAUAAUGGAUGGCUGUGAAAUGCGUUUCCAACAGCUGGGCUGUUAGCCCAUUCUCACUCUGCUGGGUUGUGGCAUACAGGGUAUCUAUUUUUGUGUGCUGUGGCUAUUGAUUGUAUUGAUACUGUUUUCCUUAAAAACAUCAUAAUGAGCAGUUAGACUUUACAAAAGAUUGAGGAAAGGUGUUAUCUACCUCUUUGUUGAUCACAUGGGCACAGCGAACAUUCACACAGGAAUAUAAAAUCUAGGAAAGGGCAGAUUACUGUUAAUUGCUUUUCUCAAAUCUUCAUGGAUCCCAGACUGGUGGUUUUCAAAAUAAUCU